AUGAUAAGAUUAUUUACGAUUCUUCUUAUUCUUAUUAAUUCGAAUGUUAUUUCGACUAAAAAUGAUCAAUUAAAUUCUUUGGAAAAUAAUUUACUUUAUUCACAUUUGAAAGAUUCAACGAAUUUGAAAUUAUUUUAUGAAAAAUUAAUUCAAGCAAAUGAACACGAUAAACAACUAAAUCAAAAUCAAAGAAAUCAUUCCAAUCAAUGUUUUUCAUCGUCCAAUGAAAUAUUAGAAAAAUUUCAUUUAAAUGAAAAUUCAAGUUUAUCAAAAGAAGAUCUUCAUCGUUUAACACCAAUUUUAGCCACAAUGAAAUUGAAUCCAUCGUGUCAUAAAAGUCGAGAAUCAUCAAAAUGGAAACAUUUUCUAUUUGGUUUAAUCUCAGUAACUUUGAUUAAUUUAACUGCUUUAUUUGGUGCCAUUAUUUUACCUUUUCGAAAAAGACCAAUUUUCAAAUGGAUUUUAUCAUGUUUUAUUGGUUUGGCGGUAGGAACACUUCUUGGAACAGGAAUAUUUCAUUUAAUUCCAAUGGGAUUUGAUGUUGAAUCUCAUGAUAAAGAAUCAACAUUUAUUAACAAAGGUCUUGUAGGAUUAAUAAUUAUAUAUUUAUUUUUUAUGCGUGAUCAAUUAUCAACUAUAUUUUUUCAUAUUCAAACGACAAUUCCAACACAUGAUCAUGUUGAUGAAGAUAUUUCGGUAGGUUUAUUUUUAGAAGAAGAAGAAGAAUAUUCGAUUAAAAUUAACAAAAGAAAUCUUUGA
Molecule: messenger RNA, 759 nt
Organism: Adineta ricciae
Lineage: Eukaryota; Metazoa; Rotifera; Eurotatoria; Adinetida; Adinetidae
Source: the annotation of a GenBank genome assembly